AUGGAGCCAUGGCGACACGGCCUCCUGCUGGCGCUCUUACUGGGGUGGGCAGUCGAUGGCUGGGCCGGAACGGUGCUCACCAUCAUCACACCCGGCCCUCAGAGCCACAUGUUUGGCAUGAAGAAGAUCACAUUGGAAAUGGCUGCGAGAGGACACAAAGUGGCGUUCCUCGCAGCAGAGAAGGAUGCUGAGCGGCUGCGUCCGACAGAUGUGAAUGUCAUGUCUUACCCUGUGCGUCCAUGGAAGGGGCAGACAGCUACGGGUAGCAUCCAGCUAGCGGGGCCGCACAGCCUCAUAGCGACUGUGGCCCAGUACCAGCCCAUCGCUGGCAACUCCUGUGACAGCCUCCUGGACAACGCCUCUGUCAUGGCUCAGAUCCAGGACUUUGGGGCAGAGCUGCUCCUGGGGACCUCUAUGUUCCCCUGCGUGAACAUCCUGGCGUCUAGACUCGACCUGCCCUUUGUGAAUUAUUUUGGCGCGUCCCCAAUAGAACCCUUCCUCACCUCCCUCUGGCGCGGCAGCAACCGCCGCUUCUUCACCUCAAACCCCCUCAGCUACGUGCCCCAGAUGGAGCAGGACUUUGCCACACAGUACCUGAGCCUUGCGCAGCGGCUGCAGAAUUUCGUCAAGUACUGGCAGACGCACCUGUUCGACUACCUGUACGUGCGGCCGGGGGUCCUCAAAACCUACCGGCAGCACGGUAUAGACUUGGACACGCCAAGGGAACGCCGUCGAAUGGUCCUGACGCUGUGCAUCGCGGACUUUGCAAUUGAGUGGCUGCGGCCGAUGCCGCCGGAUUUCAAAAUGAUCGGCCCCGUGCUGCCUGAGCCUGCCCAGCCGCUGCCCGCUAAUCUCGAGGAGUUCAUGGCGGGAGCUGGGGAAGAGGGUGUGCUGUACAUUGCCAUGGGAACAGUUGCGACACUGGGGCUGAAGGAGAGGCAAGCAAUGGCAGCUGCGUUUGCUCAACUGCCGGUGCGUGUGCUGUGGCGGCUGUCCAAGUCUGAGGUGCCAGAUGAAUCAUCCAUCGCAGAGCUCAACCUGGGCAACAACACCAAGGUGGCGACGUGGCUGCCUCAGAACGAUGUGUUGGGCCACCCCCGCACGAGGGCGUUCCUGUCACACUGCGGCGCAAACAGCCUCUAUGAGGCAGCGUACCAUGGAGUGCCUAUUGCGGCGCUGCCCUUCUUUGGGGACCAGCCGGGCAAUGCUGGGCAGGCAGUGGCAAGGGGGAUGGCUGUGCCUGUGCGGCACAGUGACAUCGGCACAGAGGCGUUCCCUGCUGCGCUCGCCGAGCUUCUCGGCAACGGCAGUUACGCGGCAGCUGCCAGGAGCAUCUCCGUGAAGCUGCGCGCGCGCAAGCGCACACCGGUGCAGGAGGCAGUCGAUUGGAUCGAGCAUGCGCUGGCCACAGGCGGGAAGGCGUACCUCCGCACUCCAGAGCACGACCUGCCGCUCUUCGUUUUGUGGUCGCUGGACGUCUGGGCCAUAUUCUUAGUCAGCGCAGCAUUAGUCAUCUAUAUCUUCAGUAAACUGACGCAGCUGAUUGCUUACGCACUCAGCAGAUCAUUGGAAAAUGGCGCCGCAAAAAAGGCUGCAUGACUCUUCAGUUUAGGGAGCGCCGAACCUUAUGGCCGAUAACCUGAAAAUCGUAUUCGCAGCAAUGACAUGUGAUGGCAGUCACCAUGCCAGGGCGUGUCUUUAAUCAGCGCUUUCAGAGCGUGUUCCCCGGGGCUUCAUUAGGGAAUACAGAUCUCUUCGGGAGCAGCAAUGCCUGCCUACCAUUGCCUUUGAGGUCUGUGUCUGCUCCAAAUCACGGGUCUGCAAGGAGGCUGCAAUUGCCCUGUAUCACCAGGAAUCUUUCCAGUAAUAGUCUUGCACUUAGCACAGACUGCCACGCGGCCUGUUUUACUUCUUCUUCUUCUCAUGUGGAGAUUCCCACAUGUUGCCUAGACUGAAUAAGCACACCAGGGUGCACAUUAGCGUGCCUGGUGCCUACCUUGAUUUCAUUGUAUGUAUGUUCUAUUAAAAAGGAACAUUGAAUUGGUUAAUGGUGUUCUAUAGAGGAUGAUUCAAGCCCGGUGCUUGACUAGUACUGCUGUACUGCAAAUGGCGAGGUGGGUGGAGAACGGGCCGUCUUUAGGACGGAGCAGUCCUUCGAGGGGAUUACGGGGAGAUGGUGCACUUGAAGGGAGUCUGUCAUGUCACACAGAGCCAAUAGACUUUUUAAACAAAUGUUUGGUUGAUGGCCACGGGCUGUUACUGACAACUU
This is a messenger RNA of Coccomyxa subellipsoidea C-169, 2269 nucleotides long. RefSeq names its product UDP-Glycosyltransferase/glycogen phosphorylase. The transcript is spliced from 11 exons. The record is from RefSeq and is a predicted model, not a curated record. NCBI's taxonomy places the organism in Eukaryota, Viridiplantae, Chlorophyta, Trebouxiophyceae, Coccomyxaceae. The coding region runs from base 1 to 1599 and encodes 532 amino acids. Gene Ontology annotation, molecular function: UDP-glycosyltransferase activity.